Molecule: messenger RNA, 1853 nt
Organism: Saccoglossus kowalevskii
Lineage: Eukaryota; Metazoa; Hemichordata; Enteropneusta; Harrimaniidae
Product: deoxyhypusine synthase-like
Biological process (GO): peptidyl-hypusine biosynthetic process
Cellular component (GO): cytoplasm
Molecular function (GO): deoxyhypusine synthase activity
Source: RefSeq, a predicted model, not a curated record
GCAGCUCCCAUGGUAGCUUCCUAUCUUACAUGCUGGUUGUGCAAUAUUUCGGAUAUUUUACGUUAAUAUACAUAAUACGUGACUGGAUUUGCAUCGGCGUAGUAAGCGAUAAGUUUUACCAGCUGCAGAUCGAAGCAUGGCAGCGGCACCAUCCACAGCCACUGACGCCGUCUUGGUGAAAAGCGACGAAAUGCCAUCAGAUUCAGUAAAGGUGAAAGGUUAUGACUUCAAUAAAGGCAUUGACUUCCAUGCUUUGUUGGAAAGUUAUAAAACUUCAGGUUUUCAAGCGACAAACUUUGGAUUGGCAGUCGAAGAAAUCAAUAAAAUGUUACGAAAGAAGUCUGAACCAAUCGAAGACCAGGAACAAGCUGAUACGUACAAGUCGUUGAAUCCAUGUAAUAGAAAGAAAACUAACUGUACAAUAUUCUUAGGAUACACUUCAAAUUUGGUUUCAUGUGGUGUUCGAGAAACAAUAAGGUACCUUGUACAGCACAAUAUGGUAGACUGUGUGGUGACAACAGCAGGUGGUAUUGAAGAAGAUCUUAUCAAGUGUUUAGGACCCACAUAUGUUGGUGAUUUUCAGCUGUCUGGAAGAAUGCUGCGUGAAAAGGGGAUUAAUAGAAUUGGCAAUCUUCUUGUACCAAAUGAUAACUACUGUAAAUUUGAAAACUGGAUACUUCCCAUUUUGGAUCAAAUGUUGUUAGAACAAAAAACACAGGGAAUUAAAUGGACGCCUUCUACAAUGAUUGCAAGGCUCGGUAAAGAAAUUGACAACCCAGAAUCUAUUUAUUAUUGGGCAUAUAAGAAUAAUAUCCCAGUUUUCAGUCCAGCAUUGACUGAUGGUUCUAUUGGUGACAUGAUUUAUUUUCAUUCCUAUAAAAAUCCUGGAUUAGUUUUGGAUAUUGUGGAAGAUAUUCGUAGAAUGAACAGUCAAGCUGUGUAUGCAAUCAACACUGGGAUGAUAAUAGUGGGAGGUGGACUUAUGAAACACCACAUAUGUAACGCUAAUCUAAUGCGCAAUGGAGCUGACUACGCCGUGUACAUCAACACCGCCAGUGAGUUUGAUGGAUCUGAUUCCGGUGCUCGACCGGAUGAGGCCAUAUCAUGGGGGAAGAUAAAGAAAACAGCAACGCCUGUCAAGAUUUAUGCUGAUGCUACCCUGGUACUCCCACUGAUAGUCGCUGAAACGUUUGCCAGAAAUUUUAAAGCAACUCCAGAAUAAGAGAACAGCAGUUCUUUAAAAUAACUAUUCAAUAUAUAGGUUGCUAUACAUUUGUUUAAUGUUGAGUAAACAUGUGAUCACUACCACAAGUAGAAGGACAUCUCACACUGAGGACAGUCAUCGGAACUCAAACGUCAAGCUCAGUGAUGUCAUAGAAUAGCCAAGUAUGGACAGCGACAUAUAAUAUUGUAGUGUAACAGAAUCUCAUAACACCAUCUUGACACGUACUGGGUAUGGGCGUUAUGUUCACAUGAAACAUGGGUGUGUCCUGUUUUCAUAUUUCCAAAAGCAAAAAUACAGUAUUUCCUUCAGUCUUUAUAUUUAAUAUUUACAGGUUAGCACUUUAAAGGUUAAAGGUUAAAAGGUGAAAAAAAAACAUGCUUGUACAGAAUCCUCUCUGACCAAUCACAUUGAAAGAAGAGUAUAAGCUAAUAAUAUGAUGAUUUACUACAUAUUUGUAUGUUUUACUAAAAAAAUAUUGUCUUGUAGCGAACAUGUUUCUUUGAACCUUAUGUUGUGGGCAGGUUAUCACAAUUCUGAGAACAUUUAAUUUUAAAGGUGAAUAUAUUACAUGUAACUAAUAAAGAAGUAUGUAAGGGGGCUUCUACAGGGUAGUUAUGCGUGGAAAAGA